This is a messenger RNA of Lemur catta (Ring-tailed lemur), 1413 nucleotides long. RefSeq names its product RAP2C, member of RAS oncogene family (gene RAP2C). The record is from RefSeq and is a predicted model, not a curated record. The coding region runs from base 828 to 1379 and encodes 183 amino acids. The transcript has 5 exons. Lineage: Eukaryota; Metazoa; Chordata; Mammalia; Primates; Lemuridae. Gene Ontology annotation, cellular component: plasma membrane. Gene Ontology annotation, biological process: negative regulation of cell migration; Rap protein signal transduction. Gene Ontology annotation, molecular function: GDP binding; GTP binding; GTPase activity.
AGGAGCACCUUACCUAGUGUGAAGCACGCAGGGAAGGCUUCCUGAAAGAGAAGAAGGCGUCUAAGCUAAAACCUACAGGAUAAGUAGGAGUUAGCUGGGAAAGUUGAAUGCUGGCAAGAAAUCCAUGGGGGAAGAAAUGAAGAGAGUGGAAAUCCCAGGCAGAGCAGAGGGCAGUGCCUCAGAUAUCAGGCAGGACCCAGGCCAGCUGGAGCCAGAGCUGGGGACUUCGCUGGAGAGAUUGCACCAGCCUGAGGCCGACGAGAAAUUGAACUAAACUGUCUUUCGAAUACUGCUGGACGACCCCCGCGGGAGCCGGGGCCCAGACACCCGCCCGGCAGCAGUGACUGGAGCGGAGCCCGCAGGCCCGGGCCAGCUCGGCAGCGCGAGCAGGAAGCGGGGUCCCUGGGCCCCUUUGUGUGAAGGGCGGGGGAGGGCUGCCGGGCAGCCCCUGGCUGCGGGCUCCUCUGACGCCCGCCUCGCUGCGGGGGCCCCUCGCGCGUCCCUAACCCCUUCCCCCUUAGGGCGCGCUGCUCCUCCCCACCCUCGCUGGGUUUCUCCCAGGCUCGCCCUCCUCCCCACGCCCCCUGCCUGGGCUUCAGUUCCUAUAGGAAGGGUAUUACCAUCCCAUCCCCACCCACCCUGACACUGCGCUCUUUCCCCUCCCCCUCCUUUAACUUCCUCUUCUUCCCCGGUUGGGCCCUCCGCUUCUCUGCGCUCUCCUCCCCGGUUCGCAGAUUUCCGCCCACCUUCCGCCUCCUCUAGCCUUGCCGCAGCUAGCGGGGUGUUAUUUUCCCCCCCUCUGGUAGGAGUUGGUAAAGGUGAGACUCAUGAGGGAAUACAAGGUAGUGGUAUUAGGGAGCGGAGGGGUUGGCAAAUCUGCCCUUACUGUGCAGUUUGUCACUGGGACUUUCAUUGAGAAAUAUGACCCCACCAUUGAAGAUUUCUACCGCAAAGAGAUCGAAGUGGACUCUUCCCCCUCCGUGCUGGAAAUUCUGGACACCGCAGGAACUGAGCAGUUUGCCUCCAUGAGAGAUCUCUACAUCAAAAACGGCCAAGGUUUCAUCCUGGUUUAUAGUCUGGUUAAUCAACAGUCUUUUCAGGAUAUCAAGCCAAUGAGAGAUCAAAUUGUCAGAGUGAAGAGAUAUGAAAAAGUCCCACUAAUCCUAGUAGGAAAUAAAGUGGAUCUGGAACCAGAAAGAGAGGUUAUGUCUUCAGAAGGCAGAGCUCUGGCUCAAGAAUGGGGCUGUCCUUUCAUGGAAACGUCGGCAAAAAGUAAAUCAAUGGUGGAUGAACUUUUUGCUGAGAUCGUCAGGCAAAUGAACUAUUCAUCCCUGCCCGAGAAGCAAGAUCAGUGUUGUACAACUUGUGUUGUCCAGUAAAAAAGAUAACCUCAAUCAUGGCCAUACCGAGCAG